Messenger RNA from Hemicordylus capensis (graceful crag lizard), 5021 nucleotides. RefSeq names its product mediator of DNA damage checkpoint 1 (gene MDC1). The transcript has 15 exons. Bases 199 to 4647 code for a protein of 1482 amino acids. The record is from RefSeq and is a predicted model, not a curated record. Lineage: Eukaryota; Metazoa; Chordata; Lepidosauria; Squamata; Cordylidae. Gene Ontology annotation, biological process: positive regulation of transcription initiation by RNA polymerase II. Gene Ontology annotation, molecular function: protein binding. Gene Ontology annotation, cellular component: nucleus.
AAGAAACAUCGUUCAAUGGCAGCCCAACUGUCCAAUGAAAAUUACUUUCUUUAGCAGAGGCGGGACCGCUGGCAGGAGAGGUUGCCAGAGUCCAGCUCCUAGGCUGCUGCUUGGGGGGUGGGAGGGGGGGGGGAAGAAGAAACAAACAAACAAACGGACCCCCACCCGCUUUAGCAGAGCAUCUUAAGCUGCCUUUGAAUGGAUCAGACUCAGUUGUUGGAUUGGGAUAGGGAAGAUGGUGCCGAUUAUUCCUCGGAUGGGGCUGGUGACAAUGGGAAGCCCCCCAAGCCUGUUGGGCGGCUCCACCUUCUGAGCAGCAAGUAUGGGCCUGAGAAAGAUUUCUGGAUCUACCCUGGAGAGAAUGUCAUUGGUCGUCUGGAAAGCUGUCAGAUAUGUUUGCCUGUCUCUUCAGUUUCUAAAGCUCAUGCUGUGAUUGAGGUCCCUUCUUCUGAUGGGCCUCACCUUUUAUAUGAUCGGGAUAGCCUGAACCGGACCCGGCGCCAGCGUAUGGUGUUGAUACCACAAGUCCGAUACAGCCUUCAGGAUGGGGACACCUUGCUCUUUGGUGAUGUAGGCUGCCAGUAUUUCAUACUGGCCCCAGGCAGUACCUCUGACUCCCCUGAUGACUCCAUGGAGGUGCCACCUACCCAGCCGAGAGUGGAUGCCAGUGCUUUGGUUAUUGAGGAGACACCUGCACCAGGGAAAAGGAGGAUGGGAUUUGGAGGGAUCCUGGUCCAGGAUUCUGACAGGGAAGAGGAAGAGGAGGAAGCAGUGAACAAGGCAAGCAAACUCCAGCAUCUCCCAAGGAGUGAUGGGUCUUAUUCCUCCAUCAAAGAUGGCACUGAAGGGCGUUUGAAUGUGGCCUCUUCCAUGUUCUCUUCCCCCUCUGCUACUGUUGUGCCUGAAAGUGAUGAAGAAAGCGAGGAACCCUCAGGCAGUGGCCCAUCUGGCCCCUCCCUGCGCUUGUCCUUUGACAGCCCUGUGGCUGAACCAGGCCCUUCAGAGAAUGGUGCCGCUGCUACCCCUUCAAACCAAGAGAGGCAUCCUGCAAGAGCUGCAGAGAUUGAAGCGAAAGGUCCUUCAGGUGAUCCGACAGCUAAGGAGCAGGGAGCUUUAAAAGAUCCUAUCCCUAUAGACAUCCACCUAGACAGUGAUACGGAUGUGGAGGAUGAGGCGGAAGAGGGUAGCACCUCUGAAAUACCAGUGUCGCGAGACUUGGUGAAAGAGAACCAUGCCUUGGAAGUGGGCAGUGACACCGACACAGAAGAACCUGUGGCAGCCAAUCCAGAUGUUGGCUGUCAAAAGGACCACCACACUGCAAUUGAUGUUGGCAGUGACACUGAUGAUACAGAUGUGGAGGAGGCAGUAGAAAGCGCAGGCCCUGCUGAAAAUGGGGGUGGCGAUACAGAUGUGGAGGAGACAACAGAGCAUCCAAGUGCUGCAUCUUUCAAAAGCCGUGAGAGGAACCACGCAAAUGAGGACAGCUGCAAAGGUGUGGAAGGGGCAGGAGACAAUCCAGAUGUUGCACAUGCCAAAGACCAUCCGCCUGAUGAGAGUGACACAGAUGCAGAGGAGGCAGCAGAUGAUCCCAGUGUGUGUCUGAGGACCCAACGGCCUGCUAAAAAUGAGGACAGUGACAUAGAUAUGGAAGAGACCCCUCCCAAGGGGGAGAAUCCGGAUGGAUCUCUGAAGGCCCAUAAGGCUGUUGGGGAUAGUGAUGCUGACACAGAUGUGGAAGGGGCUAACUUGGAGACAGAGGACCCAGAUGUUGCUAUUCCUCAUGGCCUCCACUCCACAAGCUGUAAGGACAGCAGCGGCGAUGUGCAAGAGAUCCCCAGCAAGGGGAUUGCGCUGCACGGUGACAGUUACCCAAGUGAAGAUUCUGGGUGUGACAAUGUUCAAGAGACGAAGCAUCCUAGCCCUGAACUCCAGAGGAGUCAGCGAGCCUCCAGUGAACAGCCCAGGACCUUAAAUGUGAAGGAACCCAUGGAAGGCCCUGAAAUUGUAGAGGAUCUGACUGCUCUGCCUCAAAAUCAACACCUGCCCAUGCUCUCUGUGGAUAGUGAUACAGAUGAAGAGAAGGCUGGUGAAAAUCCAGAUGUGGACUCAAAGGGGAGCCCCAAAACUGCAGAUGCUGGGCCCAGUGGAAGAGAGAGGGAGAGCCUUCUUGAGAAUCCAGCGUUGGGACCCCAGAAGGGCUCUGAAUCCAGAAACGAUGGGGACAGUGAUACAGAUGUGGAAGCCACUUCACCAUCUCUUAAGGAACCUGUGGCUCAUGACAGUGAUACGGAUGUGGAGGAAGUGAUCACACUGUUGCCAGGGAAACCCUUGGAAGAGCAAGACACUCAGUUAGUCCCUGAGAGAUCUUGGGUGCCUGGGGAGAAAUCGGCUAGCUCUGCAAUAGAACUGAGAGUCUGCCAUGAGCCUUACAAAGAAGAUGAAGAUACUGAUGGAGAGGGACAUGCAUCCCACCCAGAAGAUGAGAGCAACACUGAUGGAGAAGAUGAUGCUGACCUGCUUCUCCAGGCAACACAGUGUUACCUACCUGCUGAGGCUUUGCCUCCCAGGGCUGAGAAGGCUGGGAAUACUACAGCAGCCGACUCCAGUUGUGCCCUGGAAGAGGAACCCACUCAGAUGUUUGACUUUAGACCCCCCUCUGCGCCAGCCAAGUUCCAGCCUGGGAGAGCCUGCAGCUCUCCCUUGAAAGAUGAUGAUUCGGAUCCAGAUGUGUACAUGCUAGAAGCAACUCAGCCAUUCUGUAAGGAGCCUGGGCAGCUCUCUGAAGAGGCCACACAAGCCUUUGUUGCUGAAGAGGAGGAAGAUACGGAACUGAUUUCCCAGCACCCGCCUGAAGGGGAAGACCUCUCUGAGCAAACAGCUCGGACUUUAGUUCCAGUUGUGGCCACUAGGGUGCAGCAGGCUGGCAGCCUCACAGGAGCUAGCACUCAACCCUAUUCCAUAGUGUUGACCUCUUCCGAGCCUGUCUUACAAUCAGCAGGGGGUUCUGCUGCAGAGGAACCCCAGGAGGCAGAGGAAACACAACCUGUUUGUUCAGUGCCAAUUCUCCCUGUUAAGGGUAGUGAGCUGUUGGUGCUACAGAAGGGAGAGAAGGUCUCCACAAGCCAGGAACAGGUGCUUGUGAGAACGCCUGAAGAUGGAAGCACUGCCGAAAUCUCACAGUCACAGAGAGGGGCAGGUCAAGUUGAAGUUGAAUCAGUGGAGAGGAGCUCAACACCCGCAGGAGAAGCAAGGAAUGCUGAGCAGCUGCCAGUGUGUGUCACAGAAGAGCCCACCAAAUCUGUGUCCCCUGCCCCUGGGCGACGGCGCAGCCUUCGGUCCUCUUCUGCUGCCGCUUCCCCGGCUUCUGUUCCAGAAGGACGAAGCCGCCUCCGCGGCCAUGUGGGAUCUGGUGACGCAGAUGGGUCCAGCGAACCGGUUGCCCCUGUCACCAGACGUAGGGGGCUGCGGCAGCUCAGCAAUCCAGCCGAGUAUCUGGACGAGCCCAAGAGGAAGACUGAACAGCCGGAGGGGGAGGAGGCGAGUCGUACCAAGAAGCCCAAGAAUGGGGAGCCGACAGUCGCUGUGUGUCAGGGGCGAGUCAGGCACUCACAAGGAGAAUCCAGUGUUGUCAGUAGGCCUAAGGAAGAAAAGGCAACAACUGUAGACAGCCCAGGGACCAGGGAGCCAGCAAAGAGAGAGCAACGGAGAACAGCAACCAAAGCUGUGGAAGAACGACAGGCAGAACUCCCUAAGACCCGGGCCAGCAGGCGGUCAGGCAGUGCUUCAGUGACUACGCCAAGCCCAAAGGAUUCUGGGAAAGCUGCCAAGCCUAGGCAGGAGCCGGCACAAUCCACUCCAUCCUUGGGAAGGAGGUUGCGACGCCAGAGUACGGAAAACCAACCGGUGGGAACGAGAGCCCAGCCCCGGAACCGAGCCCAGGGUUCUGGAGUCCCUGUCCCAAAGGUGCUGUUCACAGGGGUGAUUGAUGAAGAGGGAGAGCAUGUAGUCACCGAGUUGGGAGGCUCCUUGGCGGAAUCCGUCUUUGACUGCACCCACCUGGUGACGGACCGCGUGCGCCGCACAGUCAAGUUCUUGUGUGCCCUGGCUCGGGGCAUUCCCAUUGUGACUCUCGACUGGCUGGAAAAGAGCAGGCGGAACUCCUCCUUCCUGGUGCCCAGCAGCUUCCUUGUUCAUGACCCUGAGCAGGAGAAGAAGUUCUGCUUCAGCCUCACCGAGUCACUGCAGAGAGCACGGCAAGAAGGUGGCCUGCUCCAGGGCUAUGAGAUCCACGUUACCCCAAAUGUCCAACCAGAGCCUGAGCACAUGAAGGACAUUGUCAAAUGCAGUGGUGGGACCUUCUUACCCAGAAUGCCUCGCGCCUACAAGGACAAACGUAUUGUCAUCUCCUGUCCUGAGGACCUGCCCCGCUGCAAAGUAGCACAGGACGCCAGGAUCCCCAUUGCUAAUUCAGAGUUCAUCCUGACGGGCAUAUUGCAGCAGAAAGUAGACUUGGAAGCCCACCAGCUGGAUGGGGUGGAUGCCCCUCGCCUUGCCACUCCUGCUGCUCCCAUCACCAGGGCCAGCAAGAGGAGGGCCGCAGUGCUCACAGCCCCAGCCCCACCCAGCACAGCCAAGAGACGGCGUUGAUGCUGAAACACAGCCCGUGACGUGGAGACACUGCCUUAAUCUUGUAAAUAGUGGAUUUUUAUGACUGUCAAUAAACUGGGUAUAAAAAUGACUAUUUGUCAAUGGAACAUUAGGAGAGGAAAUGAUAUUCCAUACCAGAAUCCUAUGAUCCCAAACAAAUAAUGUAAUUUAGGGUUGGAAAUGUUGCUCAGAAUCACAGAAUGUUAGUUGAAAGGGACUAGAGAUGUGAAGGCCUCUGGGGGUUGGGAACAGAAAAAAAUGGGGGUGGGGGUGGUUUCAAAGGACUCCCCCCCCAAAAAAAAACACCUGCAAAAAGGGCGGGGUUAUGAAAUAUUUUAUUUUGGAAUUUUGAAUAAAAUAUUUAAGAAAGGGUG